AUGCCACUGAUUACCAUGUGCGGGCGACCAGUGACGGGCAAGAGCCGACGUGCGGCCGAGAUGGCGGCGUAUCUUGCCGAAGCCGUGCCCGACGUCCGGGUGGUCACCGUCUCGGCCGAGUCCUUGGGCCUCGACAAGGCCGCGUGCUACGCAGAGCCGAGCGCAGAGAAGACGCUGCGAGCUGAGUUCAAGGCGGCGGUGGAGAGGGAGAUCGGGCCGGGCGUGGUGGUCAUCUGUGACUCGCUUAACUAUAUCAAGGGCUUUCGGUACGAGCUGUACUGUGAUGCCAAGGCGCAGCGGACGCCUAGCUGUGUGGUGUGGUGCGACACGGCCGAUGAGCUUGCAGAGGGCUGGAACGAUGACGCUGGGCUAGCCGGCGCCCCCAGGUACUCGCAUGAGCUCUUCGACGACCUCUGGAUGCGGUUCGAAGAGCCGAACGGUCGCAAGCGGUGGGAUAAGCCUCUGUUUGUUGUCGGCCCGGACGACGAGCUCCCGGCCGCAGCCAUCACCGCCUGGCUCCUCGAGUCCAAGCCGGUCAAGCCGAACGAGUCGACCCAGUCGGCGCCGCGGGCCGCCUCGUCGUUUGUCACUGCCCUAGAUGGCCUCACCCGCUCAGUCGUCGACGCUGUGUUGGCCUGGGCGGCAGCUGGUGGCCUUCCGGGAGAUCCGAUCCUCCUCGACGGCGGCGUCCGCAUCAUCCUCAAGCGCAAAGUCACUCCGGCCGAGAUCCGCCGCGCCCGCAAGCAGUACCUCAAGCUCGCCGGCAUGACUCCGCCACCGGCCGACGCCAUCAUCGCUUCGUUUGCCGACUUUCUCGCCUCAACCAUCAACGGAUGAUGAUGCCAACACCAGAGCCCUACAAGCGGCCGUGUUGGAUCGCAGCGAGAACUCGAUCAAGAACACAACCGUGCAUCAUCUCCCCCCUGACCGAUAGAAGAGCACGAAGA
Molecule: messenger RNA, 947 nt
Organism: Thecamonas trahens ATCC 50062
Lineage: Eukaryota; Apusomonadida; Apusomonadidae
Exons: 2
Coding region: 1-837 (278 amino acids)
Source: RefSeq, a predicted model, not a curated record